Messenger RNA from Sturnus vulgaris (Common starling), 622 nucleotides. It is a transcript of the gene MRPL53, whose product is annotated as mitochondrial ribosomal protein L53. Gene Ontology annotation, cellular component: mitochondrial large ribosomal subunit. The record is from RefSeq and is a predicted model, not a curated record. Lineage: Eukaryota; Metazoa; Chordata; Aves; Passeriformes; Sturnidae.
AGAUGGCGGCCAAGGUGAGCCUGGUGCUGCGGCCGGUGAAGAGUAUCGUGGUCCGGUUCUGCCCCUUCGAGCCCAACGUGGAGAGCACCAGAAAAUUUCUCCAGUGUAUUUAUCAUAAAAAAGUCCAAGCUACUAAUACAAACUGUGAAGUGACUACCGAUGUGAGACAUGAUGGAUCUGAGCCAGUUGUAGAUGUUAUGUUUGCUGAUGGAGAUCGACUGAUAAUGAAGGGAGCCCACUUGACGACAGGGGAAAUGUUGUCAGCAUUGUCGUCCAGAUGUCAUGCAAAAGACCUUAAGGAAGAACAGAAAAGCAAGAAGAAUCCCUGAAGGAUGGAAAGAACAACUGUGUUUGCAUCUACAUGUGUUAGAAACAGCAGGCUGCACAGAAGGCUAUUUCCUAUGCAACACAAUCUGAGAGAUGGCCAAAAGACUAGAUGUUCCCUGCCUUCCCUUGAAGGAGAGCAUGCUAGAUCAACAGAUCUUCUAACAUUAGUGGGUCAGAGUGGCAUAAGAUGCAUGAUUGCAUCUUUCUAAGCAGCUGCAUGUUGGACUAAUAUCACAUGUAUUUGCAUAUCAAUGUGAAUAAUGCACAUUAGCUAUUAAAUUAAUACUGCAAUGAA